Messenger RNA from Carica papaya (papaya), 1121 nucleotides. RefSeq lists its product as uncharacterized. Lineage: Eukaryota; Viridiplantae; Streptophyta; Magnoliopsida; Brassicales; Caricaceae. Gene Ontology annotation, cellular component: membrane. The record is from RefSeq and is a predicted model, not a curated record.
AAAAAAAAAAAGCUGAAAAUCUUUUCCAUUUCAUAGAAUGGGUUAGGCUACCCACCUAACUCCAGUUAUAAACCUUCUAAAUUUGGAACAAAUUAAGUCACUUUUUCAUAUAUAGGUGAAGUUAUGGUGGAGAAGAACUAAUGAAGUUUGAACUUUUAAAUUAAACUCCUCUGUAUUAUUUCAUGGUUGUUAUACUGUGAAAUAACACAUAUAUACACACACACACACACACACAUAUAUAUAUAUAUAUGUAUAGUUGUGUUUGUGUUGGGAGAUGGAAGAGACUACUAGUAUGGUGAUGAUAAAGAUAGUUUUAGUGGGAGUAGUUUCAUGGGCAGGUUUAUUUGUGUGUGUGAGGAGAAGCUUGCCCAAGCGUUCUUUUGAAUUCAGCAACCGGAUCGUGUCUACAGUUCAUGCAACUCUUGCUGUAACUUUGGCUACCAUCUCUCUUCUUCACCAUUCUCCUAAUUUGCCCGAUUCAAAAUCCUCAUAUCACCAGAUGCAAACCCUAGCAAUUAGCCUCUCCUAUUUAAUAUAUGAUCUAAUAUGCUGCCUCUUCGAUACUCGAGUCAAUCUUGAUAACACUGUUCAUCAUUUGGUCAGCAUAGUUGGUAUAAUAGCCGGCCUUGCGUAUCAAAAGUGUGGAUGGGAGAUGGUUGGUGCAUUAUGGAUAACAGAGAUCUCCAGUCCUUUCCUGCACUUGAGAGAGAAUCUGAAAGAGCUCGGUCACAGAGAUACCGACCUUAAUUUGGCGGCUGAUCUGGCAUUUGCUGUCAUUUUCUCAUUCGCAAGAAUGGUAGUGGGCCCUUAUCUCACAUUCGUCACACUGUCGGCUCCCAAUAAUCCCCUUCUAAUAAAGGUCAUGGCAAUGGGAUUACAGUUGGUGAGUGCUUACUGGUUCUACAAGAUUGCAAGGAUGGUCAAAUAUAAACUCACAAGGAGAAAGUACACCCAAAAAAAUGCCAUGACAUAAACCAUUUGUUGUUUUACUACGAUUCUUCUGUUAUAAAUUACGAGCUAUUAGUAUUUUAUAUCUAUUCGACUUACGGCUACACUAAUACAAUUAGUAUUAUUUUCUAUGUUAUUAGUAAUGCAAGAAAAUUGGGGGUUCAUUAUUUACA